Molecule: messenger RNA, 2697 nt
Organism: Phoenix dactylifera (date palm)
Lineage: Eukaryota; Viridiplantae; Streptophyta; Magnoliopsida; Arecales; Arecaceae
Source: RefSeq, a predicted model, not a curated record
CACAUGGCUGUGAGUGGAAUAGUCCAACUUCGGAGCUAAAUACAUGGAGCCAAAGAGAGGAAGGCAAGCUCUUGAGUUCAGUUAUCCCACACAGCAAGUCAGCAACGUUACAUGCUUGAUGGCUCUGCAGCGUACAGUUUCCUCUUAUGGCAGCUGAUUAGAUUGAGGGGUCAUUUUACAGGGAUGUGGACACUAGAGCUGCAACAAAGCUGUUGCUCUGCUUUGAUUUAACUGGGGGGCAUCUUUGUUCCCUCGAGGGACCUCUUACUGUUGUUGAUUUUGAGUUUCUGGAUUCCUGGAUUUGUUAUAAAGGAAGCUCAUGUUCUUUGAUUGGAGAUAAUGUGCAUGCAAGCUAUUGUGUUGGUAUCGGUUUUUAUGCUUCUGAAGAUGGAAAUGGAAGUAGCCGCUGGAGCUCUUCAUGAUCUUUGAGACUUCCCCUUUGAUAGCUCUCUACCUGUCAUCACCUUCUCUUGUUUGUGGGUGGUAAUUGUUUUGAGCAUAAUGAUGGGGGUUCCACUUUCAUGAAGUAACUGCUAGAAUUUUGAACUUUCUUUGUUAUCUAUUCUUCCUUUUGUUGGUGUGCCAAACCAGGAUUUCCUGAAUCAAAGAUUUUGUUUUGAUCUUAAGGUCAUGAAAGCACCUGGUCUUCUGUCGCACGUAGAGGGUGUGCUGAAGUUGUUGCUUUCUUUUUUUUAUCACUAGAAGUUGCAGAAAUUGCUUUCAGUCUGUUGCUAUAGAUUUGGAGGAGGUUAGCCUUCUGGAAUCAUAGAAAUGGCCUUGGGAGGUGCUGUAAAAGUAGUCUUAGGCUCCGUGGCCUUCGGAAUUUUCUGGGUCUUAGCUGUUUUCCCUGCAGUUCCCUUCCUACCAAUUGGGAGGACUGCAGGCUCUCUCCUUGGUGCCAUCCUCAUGGUCAUCUUCCGAGUUAUAUCGCCCGAUGAAGCUUAUGACGCGAUCGAUCUUCCAAUUCUUGGCCUCCUCUUUGGAACCAUGGUCGUCAGCGUCUUCCUUGAAAGAGCUGACAUGUUCAAGUAUCUGGGCAAAUUGCUCUCAUGGAAGAGUAGAGGUGGCAAAGAUUUGCUCUUUCGAAUUUGUCUCAUCUCAGCCAUAGCAAGUGCUCUUUUCACCAAUGACACCUGCUGCGUCGUCCUCACUGAGUUCAUACUAAAGGUUGCGAGGCAGAACAAUCUUCCACCGCAACCUUUUCUUCUAGCCCUUGCUUCCAGUGCAAACAUUGGAUCUGCGGCAACUCCGAUUGGUAACCCACAAAAUCUAGUCAUAGCUGUUCAGAGUGGAAUCUCCUUUGAACGGUUCCUGUUAGGGGUCCUUCCGGCAAUGAUCGCUGGAAUACUUGUGAAUGCCGCCAUCCUGAUGGCCUACUUUUGGAAGAUAUUGUCUCUAGAGAAGGAUGAAGAAGUGGCGUCGGUGGCAGGAGAUGUGGUGGUGGAUGAUGAUGUGAAUUUGCACCGGUUUUCACCGGCGACAAUGUCGCAUGUUACUUCCAUGAAUUCUCAGGAGCUUGGUUCAGCGGUCGAUCCUGUGCGCGCUCUCGGUCUUAGAAGUAGGGCUAAUAGCGUCGAUAUCGACAUGCCCGCUGCCUGGAGUGGUGGAAUUGAGUCCAUGAGAACCUCAAAUGCAUCAAGGGAAGUGGCAGAGGGUGCUGGAAUUUCUGUGAGUAGGGAUGAAGCUGUGAUCUCAAGGAGUGUAGUGAGAGGUAUUAACAAUCUGAGAAGUAGUCCAAGAGGAGAUGCUUCAGUCCAAUCUUCAGAUGAGGAGGGCUCAAUCAAGACAUGGAAGAGACUCUGGUGGAAGACAGGUGUCUAUAUUGUGACUGUUGGAAUGCUUAUUGCUCUUUUGAUGGGGCUUAACAUGUCAUGGAGUGCAAUUACUGCUGCUCUUGCUCUUGUGGUACUCGAUUUCAAGGAUGCGCGCCCUUGCCUGGAGAAGGUUUCAUACUCCUUGUUGAUAUUCUUUUGUGGGAUGUUCAUAACUGUUGAUGGAUUUAACAAAACUGGCAUACCUAGUGCUCUAUGGGAAUUUGUUGAACCACAUGCUCGUAUUGACAGUGCUCAUGGUGUUGCACUGCUCACUCUGGUGAUUCUUAUCCUCUCAAAUGUUGCCUCCAACGUGCCCACUGUGCUUCUUCUUGGAGCAAGGGUGGCAGCAUCAGCAAAACUUACAUCGCCUGAUGAGGAGACCAAGGCUUGGCUUAUACUUGCAUGGGUUAGCACGGUGGCCGGAAACCUCUCUUUGUUGGGUUCUGCUGCGAAUCUUAUUGUCUGUGAACAGGCCAGGCGUGCCCAGCCUUUUGGCUACAACCUCUCUUUCUUCAGCCACCUACGCUUUGGGGUCCCAUCAACCCUCAUUGUCACUGCAAUCGGCUUGCUCCUUAUCAUGAGUUACUGAAAAGUCCGAUUGAGAGCCAUUCAGAGAACAAGUUUUUGUAACAUAGAGUUACAGAGGUUCAACAUAUGCAGCAUUUAGCGAUUUCUAUUGUUACAUUGUCAUGAGUGAAUAAUGGGGAAGCCUGUUGUACUAGAGCUGUGCGUUUCUUUUGAUGAUGAGCCAUUACUUUUGCUACAAUGUACAAAUCAAUAGUGGGGAAAUAAAUCCUACGAGCUGGUGAUUUCUUUUAUGUGUACAACAAAAGGAGUUUGGAUAGCCUCAAUAGGAUAAAUUAUUUCAGCUUUUUUUGGUGAU